Molecule: messenger RNA, 1617 nt
Organism: Thecamonas trahens ATCC 50062
Lineage: Eukaryota; Apusomonadida; Apusomonadidae
Exons: 2
Coding region: 1-1617 (538 amino acids)
Source: RefSeq, a predicted model, not a curated record
AUGGGCACGAGUCACGUGCUUCGCGACCCGCUGAUUAAUGGUGACCCGGCCGACUACUUUGUGGACGAAGCCCUCGAGGACAUUUACAAGCGCUACGAUGUGCGCAGCGAAGAUCGCGCGGCGUUCAGACUCCCCGCAUCAAUCGUGGGCGGGCUCCUCGGGUCGAGGACGGAGAUAGACCCGGCAAACUACUUCAAGCCUGAGCUGUUGGAGGACAUUUACGAGCGCUACGACGUCCGCAGCGAAGAUCGCGCAGCGUUCAGACUCCCCGCAUCGACUGUGGGCGGUCUCCUCGCAUCCAUCGUGGAGCUUAGGCCAGGAGACUACUUUACCGACAUUGAUCUCGACAGCUUCUUCGAGUACUACGGCGUGUCCCACGGCAGCCGCUCGACCUUCACCGCCUCGCCAGGGAUGAUAGGGGCGCACUCCCGUGUGAUCGCAUCCGCCCACCUCACGCCAGACGAGCUCAACGAAGUGUCCGACGCCAUCGACGCCCACGGCAAGCUCCCGAUGUACGUCGUUUCCGGCUUUAUUGCUGCACGCGCCCAGGUCAACCCCAGCGACCACCUUACUGGCAAGGCUCUCGACGAGUAUCGAGCUCGGCACGGCCUCGAAGCCGGAGCGUCGUCGUCGUUCAUCGAAGUGCGGAGGACAGCCGCGAGGGACAAGAGCAAGCCGUCCGAGACGAUGUACGUCAGCCGGUUCGACUCGUCGCAAAACGUCGUCCUCGUACACAUCUACUCCCGCGAUCUGGUGACCAAGGCCAAGACGCUCGUUGACUCGCGGUAUCUGCGCAUCCGGCUUUGCGGAGAGCGCGCGCUCUCGCCCGUGCUUGCCGUCCCGGUCGGCUCCGAACUGCUGCAGGCCGUCACCGGCGAGGUGAGGAAGGUGAAGCCGGGCACAACCUUCCAGGUCAGGUGCCGCAUCGAUGUGGUUGGCGGCGGCCCGGACGGCGGCGGGCAGCCACGCUACAUCGAGCACGUCGGCGUCAAGCUCGGCGUGUACAACGUCAACCCGGGCAGCGCCAACACCGCUGCACACGUCAAAAAGCGGACCAGGAUCAGGACCCCACCCACGGCCCGCCUCGUGGUCCAGAUCAAGCCCAUCCCCGCCGACAGCCGCCUUCCGACAUGGGCUCUGGUCCGCAUGAGCGUGCGCCUCGCUCGCCGCAACCAAAACUUCCAGCGCGGCGUCAUCGGCGCCAGCGGCCGGGCCGAGCCGUUUCUUCUCGACCUCACCAGGCCUCACUCGGUCCUCUCGAUGAAGGGCAACGCCACCGGCUUUCAGCUCCGUGUCACUGCUGCUGACAACGGGCCUCGGCUGCGCAAGUUCGACUUUCAGCGCUACGGAGCGUGCGUCAAGCCAAAGUCCCCCGGCGGCGAGACCACGCAGCACCACCACCAUGACCAGCCCGACACGCGCAUGCGUCGAGCGCGGUUCCACGCCUACGGCAAGGCGCACAACCCUAUCUCGUACGACAACCGCGCACAGAACAGACUCUCCGUCGUGCUCGGCACCUAUCGCCAAGCGAGACCGUCAGCCGGAAGCUCCACCGCGCUGUCCUUUGUCAUCAGCCGCGCCGGCGCGCACAACGUCCACACCGGCAAGUACAUCUAG